GGAAGUCGGUUGGUCUGGGAAAAGAACACAGGCAGACCGUCCGAGGCUUCAAACUACGGAAGUAAAACCGGUUGGGCCUCCGUUCCCUUAUCUUCUUCGUCCUUCCUCCUUUCACCACCACCACCUCUUAUCUCUUUCGCCCUGUCUCUCUCCAUCAUCAAUCCCCUCUCUUCAUCCUUCUCUCCCCCACCCCCCUCCGUUCCUUUCCUCCCGUUAAAGGGCAACCCUCCUCCGGCCUUCUGGAUGAACUGAACAUUGCAGCAGCUGCUGCUUCCAUUUGCAGAAUCGGAUGAGAGCAAGCCGGGAUUUGUCGUAUUAGUGUCGGUCGGUGCUUCCGGGCAAGCAGGAAGAUGUCCUGUCUGCUACCGCAGUUCAAGUGUCAACCCGGCACUUUCUGUAUCCACUUCAAGGGUGCCCUCUCUACUGCUCCCCAUAUCACCAUCCAGAGAAAUAGAGAGCACACUCACUUCCAUGCGCAAUGUGCUUUGUCCACUUCAUCAACAGGCUCAUCAACUGUUGUCCUUGAUAUGGAGAAGUUGAGAUUGCCUUCUUUAGAAGUUAAUUCAGAUCCUUUUGCUUCAAACAGAGCCUGGACAUAUACUGGAGCAGUUGGCCUACCCCCUGAGGCAAAUAUUGGAGCAGCUUUAGCUACAGAAACACUCUUCGCGAGUGAUGAAGCAGUAAUAGCAGCAGCUGCUGAAGAAGCAGUUACUCUUGCAAAGGCAGCUUUAAAGUCUGCAAAGGAUGCUGCACUGAUGGUUAAAAGCAUUAGUUCCUCAAAAUCUAGAAAUGUACUAACAAGUUCAUCCAAGUUGGAUACUGGUCUAUCAAAACGGGCUGAGCUUCAAGAACUAGACCAAGCCCGUUUAGUAAAAGAACUAGUGGAAUCUGAAGGUGGUCUUUUUCAGGGUGAAGAUCUCGGCAAGUACUCUGUGAAAGAAUGUGAUGAUUUGGAGCCAACAAAUGAAGAGCUUGAAGAUCUGCAAGAAGAGCUUUUGAAAAGCAUAACUGUGAGAUCGCAUCGCCAAACAGAACGAAAAGCCAGAAGAGCGAGAGCUGCUGAGAAGUCUGCUGCUAAUGUUGUUUCUGUAAAAAGUGGUUCUACUAGUAGGAAAAAGCGUGCUUCUUUACAGGAUGUUGACUAUUUCGAUCCACUGCGUUACUUGAGAGGAACCACAAGUAGCUCCAGACUUCUUACUGCCUCAGAAGAACUGGAGCUGUCUGCUGGAAUACAGGACCUGUUGAAGCUAGAGAGGCUGCAGGAGGAGCUUGUAGACCGAUGCGGUGGUCAACCCACAUUUGCACAGUGGGCCGCUGCAGCAGGGGUUGAUCAGAAGACCCUAAGACAUCGACUAAAUUAUGGUGUACUUUGUAAAGAUAAAAUGAUUAAAAGCAACAUAAGGCUAGUUAUUUCUAUUGCAAAAAAUUAUCAAGGAGCUGGGAUGAAUCUCCAAGAUCUCGUGCAGGAAGGAUGUCGUGGUCUUGUGAGAGGUGCAGAAAAAUUUGAUGCUUUAAAGGGUUUCAAGUUUUCAACCUACGCUCAUUGGUGGAUCAAGCAAGCAGUUCGAAAAUCUCUCUCCGAUCAAUCCAGGACAAUUCGUUUACCAUUUCACAUGGUCGAAGCAACUUAUAAGGUAAAGGAGGCGAGGAAACAAUUGUACAGUGAAAAUGGAAAACAGCCGGAUAAUGAGGAAGUUGCUGAGGCAGCAGGGCUCUCUAUGAAGAGGCUUAAUGCUGUAUUGAUGACUCCUAAAGCUCCAAGAUCUCUUGACCAGAAGAUCGGGAUUAAUCAGAACCUAAAACCAUCUGAAGUAAUAGCUGAUCCCGAUGCUGAAACAGCAGAAGAUCUGCUGAUCAAGCAGUUCAUGAGGCAGGACCUUGAGAAGGUCCUCAACAGUCUCAACCCGAGAGAGAAGCAGGUUGUGAGGUGGAGAUUCGGCCUUGAGGAUGGCAGGAUGAAGACUCUGCAAGAGAUCGGUGAGAUUAUGGGUGUAAGCAGAGAGAGGAUAAGGCAGAUCGAGUCUUGCGCGUUUCGGAAGCUUAAGAACAAGAAGAGGAAUAAACAUUUGCAGCAAUAUUUGAUUGCACAGUAGGCCCAAGAUUCAUCCGAUUAUAGAGGGGUUCGAGAAUCAGAUAAAGCUUUUCGUUUCAUCAGAUCCAAAAAGCUUUCUUUGUCCAUAUUUUGUUGUACACAUUUUACGUAUUAUUAAUAUCAAUGAUAACCUUUUCUUUUCCUUUUCGGUGGCAAAA
Punica granatum (pomegranate) is the source of this 2250-nucleotide messenger RNA. NCBI's taxonomy places the organism in Eukaryota, Viridiplantae, Streptophyta, Magnoliopsida, Myrtales, Lythraceae. The record is from RefSeq and is a predicted model, not a curated record.